Messenger RNA from Metarhizium album ARSEF 1941, 492 nucleotides. Its product is annotated as FAD binding domain protein. The record is from RefSeq and is a predicted model, not a curated record. The transcript is spliced from 2 exons. Bases 1 to 492 code for a protein of 163 amino acids. NCBI's taxonomy places the organism in Eukaryota, Fungi, Ascomycota, Sordariomycetes, Hypocreales, Clavicipitaceae.
AUGGGAUUCCGAGUCACUCGACUGAUGGUGACGUUGCGGUUUGAAGAGCCCGAACAGCCGCACGGAGCUCACGAGCAGCCAGAAAAUACCUUUCGCACGCUCUUUUCCGGCCUGUCGUUGGAUUCAAGCUUAUCGUACACCGUCCCAUUUGCGGACCUCACUACACUCAGCGACAGCUUCUUUCCGGCCGGCUACCGCCGCGGCUUUUGGGGUCCACAGGUGAUAAACGUCACCGAGACAUACCUGAGCGCCGUCGACGACUCCUUUCGGGAGGUGAUAAACGUCACCGAGACAUAUCUGAGCGCCGUCGACGACUCCUUUCGAGAUUACAUUGAUGCCAUGCUGACAAGAGGAGAAACGCCCUCGACCUCGACCUGGGUACUGCAGUACAUGCUCCCCGGGCUGAAUGGACAUCUACCUGCGUCGGAUGCUGACACGGCGUGGCCGCACAGCGUUGCUGGGCACUGGCUGGCGCAGAGCCUCAUCGGAUAG